Molecule: messenger RNA, 2676 nt
Organism: Thrips palmi
Lineage: Eukaryota; Metazoa; Arthropoda; Insecta; Thysanoptera; Thripidae
Product: transmembrane 7 superfamily member 3-like
Exons: 8
Coding region: 116-1897 (593 amino acids)
Source: RefSeq, a predicted model, not a curated record
CCCCUUCCCUCUCGGUGCCCUACGCCACUGUUUGUGUUUAUCGUGUCGAACGCUGCAGAAGGGAAGAGAAGAUGUAGAUCGCAUCCCCGGAAAGGAGAGAUUUCACUCUUUGGCGAUGUCCGCGAAGCUGGGAGGCAUGAAGCUGCAGCCGAGUCGGGGCUGGGAGGCGUAUAUUUUGGUUUGCCUGGCCAUUCUUUUGUCGGGCACGGUUGGAGCAUCCCUCGUCAGAGGUGAAGAUGGCCCGGUUACGAUGUCUCUUGAGUAUUACAACCCAGCGAAUCAAAGCACUUGGGUUUUCGAUAUACUUAACCCUCUAUCGACUAAAGCGAUCUACGUGCAAUCUACACCAUUCGAUGUUGUCUUUUACACCUUCCAAGCCCACUCGUACUUGCAGAAUAUUUCCUUGUCAUACAACAGUACACUCAUUGAUCACAGUCAUGUAAAUGGCACAAACUUGGGCCUAGUAUGGAAAACUAAACAAGGUGCAGGUACAUUCUAUGUGACCAAUUCGAACCUUGAGAAUGUUACUGUGAUGUACGCUAUCGUCGCAUAUGGAGCCUAUUCGCCUGUGCCGGGUGGAUGUAACAUGGAGUUUGAAGUUGAAACGGCUCCCUAUCUGAAAGUUGGGUACAAUAAUGCUAUGAUCCAAGUGGAUUUCCAGCCAGCACAGUAUCCUGGUGCGUCUUGCACCAGUGAAGCUGUGACACAUGAUGUGUACCAUAUGUUUAUGUAUGAAAGAGAAUUUUCAGAAGAGGCAUAUUUCCUUGCCAUCCAAGAUAUGCUCAUUCCAAGUGGUGCCAUUGCCAAUGGAUUAUUGGCUCCAGUCCCGGUGUACGGCUCUGUAAUGAGAAGGUUGUUCAGCUUGUAUGCAGGCACAGGCUCUGUAUAUGUUGUGGUAGCGCAAACCCUCACUGGAGCGUCAGCUUAUGUACCUGCCGUGACUUACGGUUGCAGUUCUGUGUAUUUCUCAGACUCCUGCACAGUCCUUUCUACAACAUUUUCCAAAGUUCUAUGUGCCUGUGUGCUAUUCCUUGGACUUUUUGCGUGUUUUGGAGGACACACCUUUUUUCGGUCGCAAGUCUUUCUGGCUGGCUUCCUGUCAGGAAGUCUUUUGGCUUAUGUAGGACUGACCCAAUGGACUCCUCUUCCCUUCGGUUCCGGAGUGACCCUUUCUUGCGUGGUAGGCCUGGGCGUAGGUGUGCUCUGUCUGCUGCUUUGGUACCUGUGUGGCAUUCCCGUGAUUGCCAUCCUGCAUUUGGUCAUUCCACUGGGAUUCCUGGUUGCGUCUAUUGUAUUCUAUGCUGGACUUGGUGACUUCCAGUUUGCCCAGCUGGACCUGGACUUCUGGCUGACGUUCCUGGUGGUCAUGCUGACCGUGGUGGUGUUGAUGGUGCCGCUGCUGGCCAACGCCAGCAUGGUGUCGUGCGCCGUGGUGGGCGCGUACACUGCCGUGGUGCCCCUGGACCACUACCUGGGCUCCAACCUCAAGUACAUCGUCAUCAACACCCUGCGGCGCGCGUCGGUGCCGGGCUUCUCGCUGGCCGUCAUCCACCCGCCCUUCCAGGCCACCGACGGCAUGCUGGUGCUAGCGUGGGCCCUGCUGGCCGUCAUCGGCCUCCGCUCGCAGCAGAUUCGGCAGACGGGGCGGCCGCCCUUCCCGCCCUCGUCCCGGGGCCCGCCGCCCCUGUCGCUGCCCAGUGGCCUGACGGGCAGGACGGGCACGGCGGCCACGGUGCGCACCCCCAUCCGCGUGGCGUCGCGCAUCCCCUACCGCUACGGCUCGGUGGGCGACGACGACGUGUUCGAGACGCCGCCCGGCCAGGCCGCCCAGGGCGGCUCGGUGCCGCGCGCCGUCAUGGACUGGUUCGGCUCCGGCUGUGGACUCCGCGGCCGAUGAGCGCCACCACACUGGGGUCCCAGAGCGUCCCGCAGCGUGGGCACACUGGCAGGGCACUUCAGGCAUCCAGCGCCCGGGCCGCCUCAAUCAAUUCUGUGAUAGGAUCCGUCUUAAACCAUCGACUUUCCCGGUGCUCGAAAGUGCUAACGUAAUUUUGGGCUGUGCUAUUGUCUUCAGCUUGUGACUGUUUUAGCUGUAUUGCCUCCCUUUUUUAUAUUUUUUUAUUAAAAAAUAAAUCUGCACCUUUGUUUUGUCUAGUUUUGUAGUUGGUUUUUGUUAUACACUUGUGUGAAAUGUUGGAAUGUUGCUUUGAGAGAGGAGAGAGAGUGUCGCACCCAAGUGUGACAUUUUACUGUUUUAUCAUUGACUUAGAAACAUGGUCCAUUAGCUCAGAAAAAGGCUGAAAUUUGGUUUGCCUAGCUCAGUAAUUGUGUUCAAAAGUUGGUUUAUCUACUAGUGGCCAAAGAAUGCUCAUCAUUGUAAUUUUAGCUUAACGAAUUGACUACAUAGUUUAUAUUUAACUCAUGUUCUUUCACAUAUUGCAACGAACAUUUAUUCUAAGUCAGUUUUAGGUGUUAUCGACAUAAAAUGUGAUGGUCUAUAUUUUUCUACCAGUUUACAAAUCCAUUGUGUAGGUAUAUAUAGGUGGUUUUGUCAAAGAUACUCCCUUCCUGUUUUUCUGUUAAGGAAUUAUAUUUUUGCUAUGAAACUUUAAAAAAAAUUUAAUGAAAUAACAUAAAACAAUGUCAUCUAAUAAAGAAAUAAAUCCCAAACAUAAA